Pseudonaja textilis is the source of this 2246-nucleotide messenger RNA. RefSeq names its product PDLIM1 interacting kinase 1 like (gene PDIK1L). Lineage: Eukaryota; Metazoa; Chordata; Lepidosauria; Squamata; Elapidae. The record is from RefSeq and is a predicted model, not a curated record. Gene Ontology annotation, biological process: protein phosphorylation; negative regulation of G2/MI transition of meiotic cell cycle. Gene Ontology annotation, molecular function: ATP binding; protein kinase activity. Gene Ontology annotation, cellular component: cytoplasm; nucleus.
GGGCCCAGAAGGGGGUGUGUCAGGGAACCCGGGAGAAGUAAAGCGGGGCGGGGGGGGAGGAAGGGAGCCCGAUAAUGGCGGCCAGGAGGAGAGAGCUCCGCGGCAGCUCUGAGACACCUUGACCUUGAAGAUGGUGAGUAGCCAGCCAAAAUACGAUCUAAUAAGAGAGGUUGGUCGUGGCAGCUAUGGUGUGGUAUAUGAAGCAGUAGUAAGGAAAACCUCUGCACGUGUUGCAGUGAAGAAAAUUCAGUGUCAUGCUCCAGAGAACGUAGAACUAGCCUUGCGUGAGUUCUGGGCACUUAGUAGUAUUAAAAGCCAACACCCAAAUGUAAUCCACUUGGAAGAAUGCAUAUUGCAAAAAGACGGCAUGGUUCAGAAGAUGUCCCAUGGUUCCAGCUCUUCGCUUUAUUUACAGCUUGUAGAGACCUCCUUGAAAGGUGAAAUUGCCUUUGAUCCCAGAAGUGCCUACUAUCUUUGGUUUGUGAUGGAUUUUUGUGAUGGAGGUGAUAUGAAUGAAUACCUCCUAUCCCGAAAGCCCAGCCGUAAGACCAACACUAGUUUUAUGCUUCAGCUUAGCAGUGCUCUGGCUUUUCUGCACAAAAAUCAGAUCAUUCACCGCGACCUCAAGCCUGACAACAUCUUGAUCUCUCAAAGCAGGAUGGAUGCUAGUGACCUGGAACCUACUUUGAAAGUAGCUGACUUUGGCCUAAGCAAAGUUUGUUCAGCAUCAGGACAAAAUCCCGAAGAGCCUGUGAAUGUAAAUAAAUGUUUUCUGUCUACAGCUUGUGGCACAGACUUCUACAUGGCUCCUGAAGUUUGGGAAGGUCACUACACUGCCAAAGCAGACAUUUUUGCAUUGGGGAUUAUAAUCUGGGCAAUGUUAGAAAGGAUCACAUUCAUAGACACAGAGACAAAGAAAGAACUCUUGGGCAGUUACGUAAAACAAGGGAGUGAGAUUGUACCUGUUGGAGAGGCAUUGCUGGAAAAUCCAAAAAUGGAACUACUCAUACCUGUUAAGAAAAAGAAAAUGAAUGCUUGCAUGAAACAGCUGAUUAAAGAAAUGCUUGCUGCUAACCCACAAGAUCGGCCAGAUGCUUUUGAACUAGAACUCCGGUUAGUCAAAAUUGCUUUUAAAGACAGCAGUUGGGACACGUGACUUCCGAAGUACUUUGCCUUUUUGGCAGAAAUGUGUGUAACAAUGGUGCAGCAUUUUAAACAAGCAAAAACCAGACUAACCCACAUGUUAUGUGUCAGGGUUCCAUGUGUUUUCCCCAUUGCAUUUCUCUUUAUUUUUGUACGCUAAGCAAAAGGUUGCUCUUGUUUCAGUAUCCAAAUAUGUAUAUUCCCAAGCUACAUCUGUAAAAAGCUUUCCAACUUGUCAGGAAAAUUUAACAAGUUAGGCAAUACUUUUCCAGGAAUACUUUAUGGAAUAUUUCAAACAUUCCAAUUUCUUACUGUAGAAUCUUGAAUGCCCUUGAAGGAGAAGACUUGCAUGCUGGUAAUGCAAAUCAUCAAUCCACUUUGUAGAGUAAAUGUGUAUAUAUUUAUGUCACAAUGGGUGAUGUAACCCCUUCCAAUAUGGAAAAGUAUGUUCCAAAUUUAUAGAAUUGAAUGACUGUGACAGAUUCUUUGAUGCCCCAGCGUCUGUGUCCAUUCCCUUUUCUUCCCCUUAAAACAAUGUGAUGACACGAAAUGAGGUCUACAGUAUGAUGCACAAGAACCUCUGAUUCAAGCAAUGAAGGGAAAAUCUUAAUUUGGAAGGUUGCAUUUGUAUGGAAGGUUGUAUUAAAUAAGUUGAUGGCUCAUUCCAGUUGAGGUGCCAACACUUUGUUGUGACACAUUUAGCUAUGUUUUUCAAGGAUAACCAAAUGAUCAUAUCAUAGACCCAGAGUUACUGGUCACAGCUAUAUUUUAUAUUUGACAUUAAGUCUUAUUUGAAUUCAGGAUUUUUUUUUAAAAAAGGAAGAUUUUUAAAAAAUAUCUUCAACUAUGGUUCCCUCAAGAUUUAGUUUGUUGUCCGGCAGAAAUUUAUUACCCCACUUCCCCAUGCAGUUUGGGUGAAAAUUAUAGAAAAUUGGGCACUGUUUUCUUAACACAUGUACAGAGAGUGGCAUGUAUAAUUAGUUCAACCAGAAGCCUAAAUGUUCGUUCCAUUACCAUUGUGCCACACUGAUGUGACAUUACCACUAUUGCCCGCUGUAUUGGAACACAACUGGAGUCUGUACUGCUAAAGUGAAUCCCAGCAU